Molecule: messenger RNA, 2476 nt
Organism: Fragaria vesca subsp. vesca
Lineage: Eukaryota; Viridiplantae; Streptophyta; Magnoliopsida; Rosales; Rosaceae
Exons: 9
Coding region: 1-2235 (744 amino acids)
Biological process (GO): lipid metabolic process
Molecular function (GO): phosphoric diester hydrolase activity
Source: RefSeq, a predicted model, not a curated record
AUGGAGUGGAUUCGAGGUGAGCAGCUCGGCCGUGGAAGCUUUGCCACCGUCAACUCAGCAAAACCUAAAAACCAGUCUUGUAAAACCCCACCAUUGAUGGCCGUCAAGUCUUCUGAAGCCUCCUUCUCUGCUCUGCUCAAGAACGAGAAGCAAGUCCUCAACCAAAUCGGCUGCUGCCCACAAAUCAUCCGAUGCUUUGGAGACGAUCACACCUUCGAAAACGGCAUGGCGUUCUACAACUUGUUCUUGGAGUACGCCAGCGGUGGCUGCUUGGCCGAUCAGCUCAAGAAAAACGGCGGCCGGUUGCCGGAGAUAGAUGUUAAACGAUAUGCUAGAUCAGUUCUUAAAGGCCUUCGCUUUGUUCAUUCAAAAGGGUUUGUUCACUGCGACGUAAAGCUUGCGAAUGUUCUUGUUUUUGAGAAUGGCGCGGCGAAGAUUGCCGAUUUCGGACUUGCCAAAAAGGCGGGACCAACCGGAAACAGAGUUGAAGUCCGGGGAACUCCUCUGUACAUGUCGCCGGAAUCAGUGAACGAGCAAGAGUUCGAGUCGCCAGCGGAUAUUUGGGCUUUUGGGUGUCUAGUGGCGGAGAUGGUGACCGGGAAACCGGUCUGGAAUCACGGGCAGGGCUCCAAUAUGUGCAAGCUUUUGAUGAGAAUAGGAGGAGAUGAAUCGCCGGAAAUUCCAGAGGAGUUGAGUGAAGAAGGUAAAGAUUUUCUCGGAAAGUGUUUUGUGAAGGAUCAGAGGAAUAGAUGGACGGCGGAGAUGCUUUUGGAACAUCCCUUUGUUAUUUCUGAUGACACUGUUCCAUUGGAGGAGGAUGUUGAAGACGAGUUGUACUCAUCUCCAAGAGGUCCUUUUGAUUUCCCUGAUUGGGUUUCAAUGAUAAGCUCAGAAAUUUCACCUGAAUUUUCUGAGUUGGCGGCAAGUGAUUUGGAUUCCAGCUUUGAUUGGUCGUCGGAAACGAGUUCAAACCCGGCGGCCGUUCGGUUGCGGCGUCUGGUGACGGAUGAGACACAGGAUUGGUCAGUUUCCCGGAGUUGGGUCACAGUCAGCCUCAAGAUCGGAGAGACUUGUUCCGUAGAUAAAGAUUGCGACGCCGGUUUAAGCUGCCAAACAUGCGCUGCAAAUGGUAAUACCCGACCCAGAUGUACCCGGAUUCAACCCACCAAUCCUACAUCUAAGGUGAAAGGUCUUCCCUUUAAUAAGUACACAUGGCUUACGACCCACAACUCGUACGCUCAAGCUGGGGUGAGAUCGUCCACCGGAAAUAUUAUCUUCGCUCCGAUGAACCAAAACGACACCGUUACAUCUCAGCUUCAAAAUGGAGUUCGAGGAUUUAUGUUGGAUAUGUAUGAUUUUCAAAACGACAUCUGGUUAUGUCACUCAAGUGGGGGCAAAUGUUACACUUUCACAGCAUUUAAACUUGCUGUUGAUGUGCUGAAAGAAAUUCAAGCAUUCCUGGUAGCAAAUCCCUCAGAGAUUGUCACCAUUUUUAUUGAGGAUUAUGUAACAUCUCCAUCAGGCUUGUCAAAAGUCUUUGAUGCAGCUGGCUUGAAAACCUACAUGUUCCCAAUUUCUCGGAUGCCAAAGGAUGGUAAAGAUUGGCCAACCGUUGAUGAUAUGGCUAAGAACAAUCAGAGGUUGGUGGUCUUCACCUCUAAGUCAUCUAAGGAGGCUUCAGACGGGAUUGCUUACGAGUGGAACUAUGUCGUAGAAAAUCAAUAUGGAAAUGGUGGGAUGGUACUUAAUUCAUGUCCGAAUCGUGCUGAAUCGUCUCCCAUGAACACAACUUCUAAGCCACUAGUUCUGGUGAACUAUUUCCGUGAUGUUCCCAAUGCAUCAGCCACUUGUGUAGACAAUUCAGCUCCAUUACUGCGCACGUUAAAAACUUGUUAUGAUGCAGCUGGGAAACGGUGGCCAAACUUCAUUGCUGUUGAUUAUUACCAGAAAAGUGAUGGUGGGGGAGCUGCUGAAGCAGUGGAUAAAUCAAACGGUCAACUGACAUGUGGGUGUGACAGCAUUACAUAUUGCAAGGUAAAUGCUACAACUGGAAAUGCUACAUUUGGUUCAUGUGAUGUCCCAAAACUUGCUCCACCGCCGCCUGCUUCCCUUGGCAUCUCACCUCCUCCUCCUUCAGGUCCUAGUAGUAACUUUGCUUCUCAGAAUAGCAAAUCUGUUAUGUUGAGGUGGUUGUGUGGAACAAUUUUGGCUGCCACUCUCUCAAUGUGGAUAUGAUUGCUGCACACUAUACCCUGCAAAAUUAAUACCUCCCUUUUAAAUUUUUGAACCUCACGGAAAAUUAUUAUAUCAGAAGCAAUUGAUUCAUCAUUCUUGGUCUUGAGGAAAAGGUAUGGAGAAAUUCUGGAUAUGUAUAUAUGGUGGACUUCUCAGUUCUAAUAUGCUACGAGUAUAUGACUAAUAAUAUAUAUUAGAGUAUUAUGUAUCAUUUUUUUUACAGUCAAUUUUCAUUUUAUAU